AUGUCGCAGCUCCAACGUCCGUUGACUUUCUUUGGCAAGUUCUAUUUGUUGGUUCAGUCUGCUCUCAACGAUGCUGAACGCAUGUUACAGCUCCUUGAGAAACAACCAACGGUAUUUGAUCGCUCUCAUGCAAUCCCAUUUGACAAAUGUGAGGGCGGAAUCAAGUUCCAGGGUGUUGAGUUCUCCUAUGAUACGCGAAAGCCUAUUUUGAGAGGGCUGACAUUUGGCUGCCCACCAAGAACUACUACAGCUAUAGUUGGAGAAUCUGGUGUUGGCAAAUCUACUACUUUCCAGCUUAUUUACUGGUUGUACAAUGCUACCAGGGGUGUCGUGGACACAACGUACAUAAUGUAA
Messenger RNA from Penicillium verhagenii, 354 nucleotides. RefSeq lists its product as uncharacterized. The transcript has a single exon. Lineage: Eukaryota; Fungi; Ascomycota; Eurotiomycetes; Eurotiales; Aspergillaceae. Gene Ontology annotation, biological process: transmembrane transport. Bases 1 to 354 code for a protein of 117 amino acids. Gene Ontology annotation, molecular function: ATP binding; ATP hydrolysis activity; ATPase-coupled transmembrane transporter activity. Gene Ontology annotation, cellular component: membrane. The record is from RefSeq and is a predicted model, not a curated record.